Auanema sp. JU1783 is the source of this 2883-nucleotide messenger RNA. The record is from the annotation of a GenBank genome assembly. NCBI's taxonomy places the organism in Eukaryota, Metazoa, Nematoda, Chromadorea, Rhabditida, Rhabditidae.
AUGGGUCGUUCAGACCGUGAGAGAGACCGUGAUAGAGAUCGAAGGGAUCGGGACCGGGAUCGAGACAGAGACCGCAGAGAUAGAAAGCGCAGCAGAUCUCGUUCCAAAGAACGUAGGGAUAGAAAAAGGAGCAGAACUCGAUCACCACGUAGAGAACGCGAGAGGAGCAGGUCUCCAAGAAGAGAUAAGGAGAAAGAUAGAAAAAAAGAUGAUGAAAGGGACAGAAAACGAGAAGAGCGAGAGAAGAAAAAGCAGGAAGAUGCUGCCAUAGAUGCUCAGAAAGAAACUCAGUUGGAGUUGGAGAGAGUUAUGGAAGAAAGGAGGAAGAAAGUCGAAAUGUGGAGAGCGCAACGUAAAAAGCACGAACCAACUGAGGAAGGAGAAGGAGCGGGCCAAGCUGUGAACGCUGAGCCUGAAAAGCCUGAGAAAACAUGGACUUUAGAAGAUGAUGAGGAUGAUGAAGAAGAUGACCUGAUGGAUACCACUAACGAAAAUGAUGGGGAAGAAAAACCUUUAGUCAAAAAAGAAAUUGCAGCCGAUGAGGUUGAUCCACUCGAUGCCUUCAUGACAAAUGUUGUAGCAAAAGAGAUUCAAAAAGGAAGACCUAAGAAUGCUAUUCGAGUUGUCACUAUCAAUACAGCGAGUGCUUCUGAGAAAAACAAGGGAGACGUUCUUGAAAAUGAAGAUAGAGCUGAUGUUGUUAUAGAGGAUAUUGAUAUUGAACAGACGGCUAUUAGUUUGUGUCACAAAGGACGUUUAUUGCCUACUACUGAUCAUGAUAAAAUUUAUUACAGACCAUUCAGAAAGAACUUUUAUGUUGAACCCGCUGAAAUGGCGAGGAUGUCAGGAGAAGAAGUAAAAAAGCUCAGAGAAGAAUUGGAUGGCAUAAAAGUUAAAGGAAAGCAUUGCCCCAAGCCUAUUAAAACAUGGGCUCAAUGUGGAUUGGAUAGAAAUAUCUUACAAUUGCUGAAAAAACUAAAAUAUACAAAGCCAACUCCUAUUCAAGCUCAAGCUAUUCCAGCGUCUAUGUCAGGUAGAGAUGUUAUUGGUAUCGCCAAAACUGGAAGUGGUAAAACACUAGCUUUCCUUCUUCCAAUGUUUAGGCAUGUUUUGGAUCAAGAUGCUCUGGAGGAAUUGGACGGACCUAUAGCUAUUAUCAUGGCUCCGACUAGAGAGCUUGUUAUGCAAACUUGGAAAGAGUGUUCGAAGUUCACAAAGAUUCUAAAUCUGCGAUGUGUUUGUGCUUUUGGUGGUGUUGCUAUUUCCGAGCAAAUCGCUGAACUCAAAAGAGGAGCUGAAAUCAUUGUCUGUACCCCUGGAAGAAUGAUUGAUUUACUGGCUGCCAAUAAUGGUAAAGUUACCAACCUUCGACGAGUCACUUAUUUGGUCAUCGAUGAAGCCGACCGGAUGUUCGAUAUGGGUUUUGAACCACAGGUUAUGAAAAUCGUGAAUAAUAUUAGGCCAGAUCGUCAACCAGUUUUGUUUUCUGCUACUUUCCCUCGGCAGAUGGAAGCUUUGGCUCGUAAAAUUUUAACCGAUCCUUUAGAGAUUCAAGUUGGAGGAAGAAGUGUUGUUUGCUCAGAUGUGACUCAAAACGCUCUGAUUUGUGAAGAGCAUCAGAAGAGCUUGAAACUAUUAGAAUUGCUUGGGUUGUUCUGUGAACAAGGAAAUGCUAUUGUAUUCGUUGAUAGACAAGAAAAGGCUGACGAAAUUUGUGGACAGCUCCUCGCCAGAAAUUAUACUGCAGCUUCUCUUCAUGGAGGAAUAGACCAGUUUGAUCGAGAUUCCACAAUCACAGAUUUUAAGAAUGGAGCCAUAAAAGUUUUGAUCGCAACUUCUGUUGCUGCAAGAGGUUUGGACGUCAAGAAUUUGAUUCUAGUUGUUAAUUAUGAUUGUCCUAACCAUUAUGAGGAUUAUGUUCAUAGGGUGGGUCGUACCGGAAGAGCGGGUAAAAAAGGUUACGCCUAUACAUUUAUUCUCCCGGAACAUCAGGAAAGAAUGGCCGGUGAAAUUUGCAGAGCCUUCGAAACGGCAGGAGUUAAACCUCCAGCUGAUAUUCAAGCCAUGUUCGAAAGAUUCAAGGCAGAAAUGGAAGCUGAAGGAAAGACAGUUCAUCUUGGCGGCAAAGGCUUUGCUGGAAGUGGUUACAAGCAUGACGAUGAAGAAGCCGAAGCUGACGCUACCAAGAAGAAGAUGACUCGGUUAGUAACAGGCUUAGAACAUGGUCAGGACGACGAUGAUGAGCUGGAGGAACAGUUGAACAAUUUGAUCAAGAGUAAACGACGUGUUGUUGCUGGUCAAUUGCCAAGGAAAGAAAAGCUGUCUUCGGCAGUGGCGGACAAGAUUAGUGAAGCAAAAGCCAGAGCAGAAGCUUUGGCAUCUCUCAAGCGGGCCAACGCUCCGAUUGAGAGAGAUGCUGUUACAAAGGCGACCGAAGCUGUUCUGAAGGGUAACCAACUCGAACCUAUGGAGAUGACUAAGGAAAUGAUUGCUAGGCAAAUGGCUAAUAAGCUCAAUGAACGUCUCAACUAUAUUGGAGGAGAGGAGUUGCCCUCGACGAGUAAAGAAGAGGAGUGGCAGUACUUUGAGGAAGAAAUUGAAAUUAACGAGUUUCCACAACAAGUUCGAUACAAAGUUUGCAGCAGAGAUUCUGUUUCGCAUAUCUCUGAGUAUGCCGAUGUUGGUAUAAGUGUCAAAGGAAGCCACUAUCCUCCGGGUAAAGAACCAAGAGAUGGUGAUAGAAAACUGUAUUUGCUACUCGAGGCUCGCAGUGAAAUGAAUCUGCGGAGAGCAAAGGAAGAGAUCGUAAGAAUAAUGAAAGAAGCGUUCCGUCAAUUGACCAUACAAAACCGGGGACCUACUGGUCGUUACAAAUUGUUUUAA